Messenger RNA from Rotaria socialis, 630 nucleotides. The record is from the annotation of a GenBank genome assembly. NCBI's taxonomy places the organism in Eukaryota, Metazoa, Rotifera, Eurotatoria, Philodinida, Philodinidae.
AUGAGAACGAUACUUCUUGUUGUCGCUACUAUUUUCGCCGUUGCUUCAAAUGGUGCUGCAAGUGCUAAAGUGACUGAGCAAAAAUUGACUAUGCGUGGUCGUAUUAUGUUCCCUAGUGGUUUACCUACACCCAUAGAAAGUGACGGAAUAUUACAAGUUGAAUUACAAGAUACGUCAAUUGCUGAUGCUCCAGCAAAAGUAAUUGCACGAGGAUUCGGCAAGGCUAUCCGAUUUCCGAUGGCAUUUGCAAUAAAAUAUUCACCAAAACAAAUAGUCGAUGGAUUAACUUAUUCAUUACGCAUCACUAUAAGAAAUAAAAAUAAUGAAUUAUUAUAUACUAACGAUGCUCAUAUUGGAGUAAACCCAAUAGGUGUCGGUCGAACAACUUUUAUUGAUGCACCUGUUGUACUCGUUAAAAAAACAGCACCAGUUGAGAGAAAACAUCAAUGGCCUGAGUUAAUUGGCUUAGAUGGUGAUGAAGCAGUCCGAAUUAUUAAAAAGGAAACAGGAUUCACCAAUGUCAAGACCAUUGUCGAAGGAUCACCAGUUACGCUGGAUUAUCGUACAGAUCGUGUUCGGAUUUUUGUUGAUAAGAAAGGAAUCGUAACAUCUAUGCCAACGAUUGGCUAA